AUGGAUUCCGCCACGAUAAAGAAGAGAAAGUCCCGCGACUCCAAUGGGAUCAAAGCCUCGAGCAAGAAGCGCGCCGAGCCCCCCGCGGCCGCCCCCGCACAAAAAUCGAAGAAGGUGAAGCGCACCAAGGAGCCCGAGCCGGAAUCCGACAAGGAGGAAGAAGAGGUCGAGGCCGGCAGCGAGGAGGCGGAAGAGGAGGAGGAGGAGGAUGACGUCGCAGAAAACUUCAAAGAGCCCGGGAAACAGCAAGAUGACGAGGCCGACGGCUCCGACCUCGACGAGGACGUAAGGGCCCCCGCCAAGGAGGCAGACGAGGCCGACGGCUCCGACAUCCCCAACCGCGACAACCUCACGCUCCCGCCCGUGGCGGGCGCCGAGGCGCACGACUUUGCGCAGCUGAACCUGUCGGAAAAGACGAUGACGGCGAUAAAGGAGAUGGGCUUCACCAAGAUGACGGAGAUCCAGAGGCGGGGCAUCCCGCCCCUGCUCAGCGGCAAGGACGUGCUCGGCGCGGCCAAGACGGGGUCGGGCAAGACGCUCGCGUUCCUGAUCCCGGCCGUCGAGAUGCUGCACGCGCUGCGGUUCAAGCCGCGGAACGGCACGGGCGUCAUCGUCGUGUCGCCGACGCGCGAGCUGGCGCUGCAGAUCUUUGGCGUCGCGCGCGAGCUGAUGGCGCACCACUCGCAGACGUACGGCAUCGUCAUCGGCGGCGCCAACCGCCGCGCCGAGGCCGACAAGCUGCAGAAGGGCGUGAACCUGCUGAUCGCGACGCCGGGCCGGCUGCUCGACCACCUGCAAAACACGCCCUUUGUCUUCAAGAACCUCAAGUCGCUCAUCAUCGACGAGGCGGACCGCAUCCUCGAGAUCGGUUUCGAGGACGAGAUGCGGCAGAUCGUCAAGAUCCUGCCCAAGGACGACCGCCAGACGAUGCUCUUCUCGGCGACGCAGACGACAAAGGUCGAGGACCUCGCCCGCAUCUCGCUGCGGCCGGGCCCGCUGUACGUCAACGUCGACGAGCAGAAGCAGCACAGCACCGUCGAGAACCUCGAGCAGGGCUACGUCAUCUGCGACGCCGACAAGCGCUUCCUGCUGCUCUUCUCCUUCCUCAAGCGCAACCUCAAGAAGAAGGUCAUUGUCUUCUUCAGCUCCUGCAACUCGGUCAAGUACCACGCCGAGCUGCUCAACUACAUUGACCUGCCGGUGCUGGACCUGCACGGCAAGCAGAAGCAGCAGAAGCGGACCAACACCUUUUUCGAGUUCUGCAACGCCAAGCAGGGCACCCUCAUCUGUACCGACGUUGCCGCCCGCGGUUUGGAUAUCCCCGCAGUGGACUGGAUCGUCCAGGUCGACCCUCCCGAUGACCCGCGCGACUACAUCCACCGCGUGGGCCGGACGGCGCGCGGGGCCAACAGCAAGGGCCGUUCCCUCAUGUUCCUGCAGCCGUCGGAGGUCGGGUUCCUGACGCACCUCAAGGAGGCGCGGGUGCCUGUGGUGGAGUUCGACUUCCCGGCCAACAAGAUCGCCAACAUCCAGUCGCUGCUCGAGAAGCUCAUCAGCCAGAACUACUACCUCAACAAGAGCGCCAAGGACGGCUACCGCAGCUACCUGCACGCGUACGCCAGCCACUCGCUGCGCACCGUCUUCGACGUCAACAAGCUGGACCUCGCAAAGGUGGCCAAGAGCUUCGGCUUCCCAACGCCGCCGCGCGUCGACAUCACCGUCGGCGCGAGCAUGAGCCGCGAUAAGAAGACACAGGGCCGCCGGGCGUACGGCAGCCAGCCGAGACAGGAGCAUGGCACCGGGGGGUUCUACAAGAAGCGAUGA
Molecule: messenger RNA, 1824 nt
Organism: Colletotrichum graminicola M1.001
Lineage: Eukaryota; Fungi; Ascomycota; Sordariomycetes; Glomerellales; Glomerellaceae
Product: DEAD/DEAH box helicase
Exons: 2
Coding region: 1-1824 (607 amino acids)
Biological process (GO): maturation of LSU-rRNA from tricistronic rRNA transcript (SSU-rRNA, 5.8S rRNA, LSU-rRNA)
Cellular component (GO): nucleolus
Molecular function (GO): nucleic acid binding; RNA helicase activity; ATP binding
Source: RefSeq, a predicted model, not a curated record